Nanorana parkeri is the source of this 1566-nucleotide messenger RNA. Its product is annotated as E3 ubiquitin-protein ligase Midline-1-like. Gene Ontology annotation, molecular function: protein binding; zinc ion binding. The coding region runs from base 1 to 1566 and encodes 521 amino acids. The record is from RefSeq and is a predicted model, not a curated record. Lineage: Eukaryota; Metazoa; Chordata; Amphibia; Anura; Dicroglossidae. The transcript has a single exon.
AUGGCUUCUGCUGCUCUAGGAGAAGAGCUGAGCUGUUCCAUCUGCCUGAACCUUUAUACGGAGCCGGUGUCCCUAAGAUGUGGACACAACUUCUGCCGGGAUUGUAUUGGGACUGCUCUGGAAUCACAGGAGAGGUCUGGAGUGUACUCCUGUCCGGAGUGCAGAGAGGAGUAUGUAGAGCGUCCCGUGUUGGAGAAGAACAGGAAGUUGUGUAACAUUGUGGAGGGUUUCCGAUCUGCUCAGCAGGAGAAGACCGAAACCUUCUGUACGUACUGCGUGGACACUCCUGUACCGGCAUCUAAGACAUGUCUGCACUGUGAGACCUCUUUGUGUGAGAAACAUCUGAUGGCUCAUAAUAAGUCCGUGGAUCACGCUUUAAUUGAGCCCACCACAUCAUUUGGAGACUUAAAAUGCCCUGUGCACAAAGAGAUCCUGAAAUAUUACUGUUCAGAGGAUGAUGUAUGUACCUGUAUAUCCUGUUGGGUGGCUGGAAACCAUGUGGGGCACAAGAUGGAGCUUCUCAAUGAAGCCUACGAGAAGAAGAAAGCAGAACUGAAAGACACUAUUGAGAAACUGACCCACAACAGACAAGAGACUGAGAGGAGAACCCAAAAUCUGGAAACUCACAGGACACAAGAGGAAGGAAAAGCUGCUGAUGUCAUCGGGAGAGUCACUGAGCUGUUUAGUGACAUCAGGAAACAGCUGGAUGGUGUAGAGAAGAGAAUCCUGACAGAGAUCUCCAGACAGGAGGAGAAGAUCUCACUGACAGUCACAAAUUUGGUCAAGGAGCUAGAGCUACAGAAGGACAAGCUGUCCAAGGCUAUUGAUGAAGCGGGGGAUGCCUUAGUUAUCACAGACCAGGUUACUUUCCUGAGGAAGAAACAAAGUGAUGAUGUUAUUAUCAGUGGUGAUGUCAUCAGUGAUGUUAGAGAAGCUGGAUGUCUGGAUGUGGUGAUGAUCUUAUUCAUGUUACAGAAAGGACUUCUCAAAUUUACUGACAACCUUACUGAACUGAAAACAAAGGGACAGUUGGAAGCGUUGGACAAAUCAGACAUCAAACUGGAUAUAAACACAGCUAAUAAUUAUAUUUAUGUAUCUCCGGAUCUUAGAUCUGCAAAAUUAACUGAAACCUUGCAGAACAGAGCGGCUUUCCCACAGAGAUUUAUAACCCAUCAGGUUAUAAGUAAAAACAGCUUCUCCUCGGGAAGACAUUACUGGGAGGUGGAUGUGAGCGGAGCAGUGCCAUGGAUAGUAGGUGCGGCCACUUCUAGUAUAGAAAGAAAAAUAAAUGAGCGUAAAGCAUACAUAGGUUGCAAUGACAAAUCAUGGGGUGUAAAAUUUGCAGGAAAGCUUGCAGCAAGUCAUAAUAACAUACAUGAAGUCAUUGAUCCAGAAUGUUCUGUGCAGACUCUUGGGAUAUCUUUGGAUUAUGAGGCUGGCCAUCUGUCCUUCUACAAGCUGUGUGACCCCAUGAGACACCUCCACACCUUCACUGCCACCUUCACUGAGCCGCUCCAUGCUGCUUUUAGCUUGACAAACAGUACCUGCAUCAAAAUUGUCUACUAA